AUGCCACGCUCAGCAGGAGCAGCCCGGCAAAAAGCUCUCGCCCAAAAGAAAGGCAAGAAAGAAGAGGAGCAAAAAGCCAAAGAAGAAGCGGAAGCGCAAAGGAAGGCAGAUUUACAAGCCAAGAAGAAAGCUGCGAAGAAGACCGAGAAGGAUGCGGAUGCGGAUGAUGAGGAAAACGAUGGAGACGCAGGGAAUGAUCCACUUGCGACACCCAAGGGGAAGGGAAAAGGCAAAAAGGCUGCGCCCAAGGGGAAAACGCCCAAGAAAGCCAAGGCUGCUGCUUCCAAGACGGUUGCUACUCCCAAGAAGGCUGCUACUCCCAAAAAGGUUGCUGCUCUCAAGAAGGCACAGAAUGCUACGGACAACGAAGAGGACGAAGAACCGCCUGCCACACCCACAGGAAAGGGAAAGGGUAGAAAGGCUGCAGCUAAGCAGGCUGCUACUCCCAAGAAAGCAGCACCAGCACCCAAGCAAGCAGCAAAGGCACCAGCACCAGCACCAGCACCAGCACCAGGGCCCACAACAACAACCACCAGCCAAAAGGCCAAAACCGUUGCCGGUCUUCCCCAAGGAGGACUGAUGGCUCGCAAGGCUGCCUCCGAUCCCAAGGCCAACCACCGAAAACAACUUGCUGGAAACAAUACCUUUCUCAUUCCUCGAAAGUCAGCACCGAGAACAGGUGGAAAUGGAGAGAGAAAUGAUGGAAAUGUUAGACGUAGUGAUGUGGAGAGGUGGAGGGAAAAUUGGGAGAGACAACAGAACGAGAGGCAGAAGAAGAAAUCGCCGCCUGUCAGGGUUCAGGUUAGCAAUGGAAUGGGAGGAGUGAAGGAGAGGGUGAUGCGCUUUGAUGAAGAUGGUGAUGAUAAUGGUAGGCCUAGGAGAAGUCAGGGAAGGGGUGGGGAGGAAGAAGAGGAAGAAGAGGAAGAAGAGGAAGAAGAGGAAGAAGAGGAAGAAGAGGAAGAAGAGGAAGAAGAGGAAGAAGAGGAAGAAGAGGAAGAAGAGGAAGAAGAAGAUGAUGAUGAUGAGAGGCUUGGAAGGGGUCGGGGGAGAGGUCGGAGAAGGGGGAGGGCUAGGGGAAGGGGUGAAGAUGAAAAUGAGGAACUGGAGGAGGAGGCCCGGUUAUUGGCCGAGAGACAUGCGGCAGAAGCGGCAGAAGCACGAGCCGAGCUAGCAAGAAUGGCGGCAGAGGCAAGAGAGGCGACAGAGGCAGCACGAGCAGCACAGGCAGCAGCAGAGGCGGCAGCCAGAGGUGCAAGAGUGGCGGCAGGCGGCAAUCCCGACGAUGACGGUGAUGGUGACCCUAACAACAAUGACGGUGACGACGACGACAACAACAACGAUGAUGAUGAUGACAACGGCGACGGCGGCGUUGGAGGCCCAUCAGACUCCUUAGACAAUUCACCACCCCAAGCAUAA
Messenger RNA from Sordaria macrospora k-hell, 1416 nucleotides. NCBI's taxonomy places the organism in Eukaryota, Fungi, Ascomycota, Sordariomycetes, Sordariales, Sordariaceae. The record is from RefSeq and is a predicted model, not a curated record.